AUGGCGAGAAGCUCAAAGGUGAACUCACUUUCCUACGCGGUACCCGAUGUUCGAGCUAGCAAUAAGCUUUGCAAUAAGGACAAGAAUGAAUUCAUCAGCUAUGUAUCCGGACCCGACCAAGACCGGUUUAAACGGCAAGAUAUUUCCUUAAUAGUGCAAAGGAACCUGGGCAAAGAGGACACUGCGAUAGUGCUGGAGCCUCUUUCCGAGACAAUAGUUGUGUCACCAUCCAUUGUCGGCCCAAAUUCACCAGUUCAUCUGUUCGUCGUUGAUCCUCAGAGACUCCGAAAUGAAGGUGGAGAGAGCCUGAAGCUACAAGCCACAACGUUGGUAUCCGGCAAGGAAGUGCAAGUACCACUAGAAGUGAAGGCCGAAAUUAGUGAGCACCCUAUCGAUGCCGUGCCAUUCUUCGAAAAAGACGACUAUAAAUUGCUUUUGGAGCAUAACUUCGAGAAUAACGAAGUUGCUAUCGUCAAGGGCAGUGACAGAUUGCGUUUUCUCGGCGCUCCCUAUGAUGCCAUAGUGGAAGAAGAAACAGGCCUGUUCGAAAAGGCGCUGAAAGUAAGAACCUCGGGAGCAAAUGGAGAAGUACUGUAUACACUUCAAGACCCUUCAGGGUUGUUUUCUAUACAUCCCGAAAUUGGUCUACUCACGGUACAACAUCCCGAAUUCCUAACACAAGCUGGCUUCCGAUCUCAGUUCAACCUCACAGUGACAGCAACGGAUAAGAAAUCCCAAGUCAAAUCUCCUAUCAGCAUCUCUCUGCUUGCCGCAGCUCAACGUCCUAAAAUUUUCAGCUUUGUCAAAGUACGUUGGUUGAUUUUGACAGUCCAGGACUCUUAUUCAUUCACUGUGGCCGCUGGUGUAAGCCUAAUCGGCAUGAUGGAACUGGUUGGUGCCGAAAAUAAUACGAUCGAGUUUGGUAUCGCCGAAGGUGGACAGGGUGCAGUGAAUAUUGACGACCAGGGCGUGUUGUACUAUCAGCGCGAGCCUGAAAAGGAGUCAAGGAAUUUCACAGUUCUGGUUCUUGCUCGUUCAACUGUUGGACAAUAUCUCGCGGCGACGACUUGGGUUGAAGUAUUCAUUGAAGGCUUGCACUCCAAUCCUCCAUUGGUUAUUGAUGGCACUGAACAAAUGAUCGCAGUUGAUGCACGUUUCCCGGAAAAUUUCGAGUUCCGUGAGAAAGAUCAAGUACAUAUUGACUACAAUAUGAUUUCAUUCUGCUAA
Molecule: messenger RNA, 1227 nt
Organism: Haemonchus placei
Lineage: Eukaryota; Metazoa; Nematoda; Chromadorea; Rhabditida; Trichostrongylidae
Source: the annotation of a GenBank genome assembly